Rhinocladiella mackenziei CBS 650.93 is the source of this 684-nucleotide messenger RNA. RefSeq lists its product as uncharacterized. The transcript has a single exon. Gene Ontology annotation, molecular function: phospholipid binding; peptidase inhibitor activity. Lineage: Eukaryota; Fungi; Ascomycota; Eurotiomycetes; Chaetothyriales; Herpotrichiellaceae. The record is from RefSeq and is a predicted model, not a curated record. Gene Ontology annotation, biological process: regulation of proteolysis; regulation of Ras protein signal transduction. The coding region runs from base 1 to 684 and encodes 227 amino acids.
AUGCAUCUAACAGCAACCAUUGCGCUCACCGGUCUUCUACGAGCCGACCGAGGAUGGACUCUUCCAGCUCAUGAAGGCCAACAAGCAGUCAUUGAACCAGAAUAUACACUCACUUCGACCAUCAGAGACACACUUAUUGCCAACGAGGUCAUUGGCGACGUUCUCGACGAUUUCGAGCCAACCUAUUACCUCGACAUUACCUACCCCAAGUCCCAUGAAACCGUCUUACUAGGGAACGAUAUUCCAGUCGAAUCAGUCUCCAAGCGACCCGUAUUCCUCUUCCGUUCUCUUAGCCCUCCAUCCAUUGAACCGGAGGAUUCUACCUUCACCCUCGUUCUCACAGAUCCAGACGCCAAGUCCCGAGACAACCCCAAAUGGUCUGAAAUGUGUCAUUGGAUCCUGACCAAUUUGACCGCGCCACUUCGAGAGCCGCCACCGCGUAUUCGGAAGAUCAAGCCAGGAGAGGUAGAAGAGUAUUAUCCUCCAAGACCACCUCCGAAGACGGGAUCACACCGAUAUGUUUUUGUCCUUCUGGAAGGCGACACUUCGAAUCUCCGAGCCCCGUCGAAAAGAAGGCACUGGGGCUAUGGCAAAGUCCGACAUGGUGUGAGAGACUGGGCUCACGAGAAUAACUUGACGGUGGUGGGAGCCAAUUUCUUCUUCGCUCGGAACAAGGAGCAGUAG